AUGGCAACUUUAGACAAGUCCCACCAUGUUGAUUUAGAAGCUGGUGGUGGUCACCAACCAACCACCGCUGUGUCCGGCGGAGACAGUUCGCGCUCGUCCAACGCCGGCGAAUCCUCCGGCGAUGAGAGGAAAAGCUCAAGCCUCUCUGGAACUGAGAUUGUGGGAGUUUCGGACAAGAGGAGGGAAUCCUCUGUGUCAGAGUGUUCAGUGGAGGUGGAUCUGGAAGCUGGGGUUCAUGAAAACAAGGUACAUUUGGAGAUACCUGAGAGAGAUUGUAGGAUUUGUCAUCUGAGCUUGGAUGUAGCAAAUCAAGAAUCUGGAAUUCCCAUUGAGUUGGGCUGUUCUUGUAAGGAUGAUUUGGCUGCUGCUCAUAAACACUGUGCUGAGGCCUGGUUCAAGAUUAAGGGAGACAAAACCUGUGAAAUAUGUGGAUCAACUGCACGCAACGUCGUGGGUGCGAAUGAGGCUGAGUUAAUGGAGCAGUGGAACGAGGCAAAUGAUGCUGCUUCAGCUGCGGCUGCUGCACCUGCACCGUCAGCAGAGACCCGAAACUUCUGGCAGGGUCAUCGGUUUCUCAACUUUUUGCUAGCUUGUAUGGUUUUUGCAUUUGUCAUCUCUUGGCUCUUUCACUUCAAUGUGCGAUUUUGA
Molecule: messenger RNA, 648 nt
Organism: Ilex paraguariensis (yerba mate)
Lineage: Eukaryota; Viridiplantae; Streptophyta; Magnoliopsida; Aquifoliales; Aquifoliaceae
Source: the annotation of a GenBank genome assembly